Molecule: messenger RNA, 987 nt
Organism: Echinops telfairi (small Madagascar hedgehog)
Lineage: Eukaryota; Metazoa; Chordata; Mammalia; Afrosoricida; Tenrecidae
Gene: AIPL1
Product: aryl hydrocarbon receptor interacting protein like 1
Exons: 6
Coding region: 1-987 (328 amino acids)
Molecular function (GO): protein binding; peptidyl-prolyl cis-trans isomerase activity
Source: RefSeq, a predicted model, not a curated record
AUGGAUGCCACGCUGCUCCUGAACGUGGAGGGGGUAAAGAAGACCGUUCUGCACGGGGGCACGGGCGACCUCCCCCACCUCAUCACCGGGUCCCGGGUGACCUUUCACUUCCGAACCACAAAGUGCGACCCUGAGCAGACGGUGAUUGACGACAGCAGGCAGGUGGGCCAGCCCAUGCACAUCGUCAUCGGGAACAUGUUCAAGUUGGAGGUCUGGGAGAUCCUGCUGAAGUCCAUGCGGCUCAGGGAGGUGGCCGAGUUCUGGUGCGACACCAUCCACACCGGUGUCUACCCCAUCUUGUCCCGGAGCCUGCGGCAGCUGGCCGAGGGCAAGGACCCCACGGAGUGGCACGUGCACACAUGCGGGCUGGCCAACAUGUUCGCCUACCACACGCUGGGCUACGAGGACCUGGAUGAGCUGCAGAAGGAGCCACAGCCUCUCACCUUCCAGAUUGAGCUGCUGAAGGUGGAGGCCCCCAGCGAGUACGAGAGGGAGACUUGGAACCUGAGCUCCACCGAGAAGAUGCAGGCGGUGCCCAUCCUGCACGGAGAAGGCAACCGGCUCUUCAAGCUGGGCCGCUACGAGGCGGCUUCCACCAAGUACCAGGAGGCCAUCGUCUGCCUGCGGAACCUGCAGACCAAGGAGAAGCCUUGGGAGGUGCAGUGGCUGAAGCUGGAAAAGAUGAUCAGCACCCUGGUCCUCAACUACUGCCAGUGCCUGCUGAGGAAGGGAGAGUACUACGAAGUGCUGGAGCACUCCAGCGACAUCCUCCGCCACCACCCAGGCAUCGCGAAGGCCUACUACGUGCGGGCGCGGGCUCACGCGGCGGUGUGGAACGAGGCGGAGGCCAAGGCGGACCUCCAGAAAGUGCUGGAGCUGGAGCCGUCCAUGCAGAGGGCGGUGCGCCGCGAGCUGCGGCUGCUGGAAAGCCGCCUGGAAGAGAAGCGGGAGGAGGAGCGGCUGCGAUGCAGGAACAUGCUGGGUUAG